Molecule: messenger RNA, 1230 nt
Organism: Macroventuria anomochaeta
Lineage: Eukaryota; Fungi; Ascomycota; Dothideomycetes; Pleosporales; Didymellaceae
Product: bacterial luciferase-like protein
Exons: 1
Coding region: 39-1196 (385 amino acids)
Molecular function (GO): oxidoreductase activity, acting on paired donors, with incorporation or reduction of molecular oxygen
Source: RefSeq, a predicted model, not a curated record
GUACAAGCUUCCAAGUACUGCAUAUCACAAACACAAACAUGCCUACCGAAUUCAUAUCUCUAGCGUUCCCUAACGCUUCCACCGAAUUGGAGCCCAUUCCGGGUGCAUCCAUCGACCCAGAUUUCCUUAAGAGAUAUGCCCAGAACUUGGAUGACUACGGGUUCAACUACACUCUCCAGCCCUAUGACUCUUCCUACUUCGACCCAUUCACAACUGGUGCUACAAUCGCCUCGCACACCAAGAACCUUAAGGUCAUCAUUGCACUUCGUCCCAACACAGUCUACCCAACCGUAGCCGCCAAAUCCCUUGCAACUCUCGAUCAACUCUCCAAAGGUCGCGCUGUUGUGCACUUCAUCGCCGGUGGCAGCGACGCCGAGCAGGCCAAAGAAGGUGACUUCCUGCCCAAAGAUGAACGUUACGGACGUCUAGAAGAGUACAUCAAGAUCCUCAAGCGCGCAUGGGAGUCCCCCGAGCCGUUCGACUGGGAGGGCAAGUAUUAUCAAUUCAAGCAAUUCAGCAACCGCGUCAGGCCAGUCAACGGAAAGAGCAUUCCAAUCUCGGUCGGUGGGAGCAGCGAUGAAGCGUACCGCAUUGGUGGUCAGUUGGCUGAUAUCUUCGGCUUGUGGGGCGAGCCGCUGAAAGAGACCAAGCAGCAGAUUGAUAGGAUCUAUGCUGAGGCUGAGAAGGCGGGUAGGACGGAUAGGCCAAGGAUUUGGGUUACGUUCCGACCGAUUGUGGCGGAGACGGAGGAGUUGGCGUGGCAGAAGGCACAUAAGACACUCGAGGCGCUGCAGACGCACCGUGUGGCGGGGCUGGGGAGGGUUCCGGCGAAUGCGCCCCCACCACAGAAUGUUGGCAGCCAGAGGCUGCUCGACAUUGCGAAGAAGGGCGAGGUUCAGGAUAGGGCAUUGUGGUACCCCACUGUUACGGCAACGAACGCAAGGGGAGCCUCGACCGCAUUGGUAGGAAGCUACCAGACAGUCAUCGAUUCCAUCUUGGACUACGUCGAUCUCGGUUGCGAACUCAUCUCCAUCCGCGGGUAUGAUAAUCUCAACGAUGCAAUCGAUUACGGAAGGUACAUCCUACCAGGUGUACGGAAGGAGCUGGAGAAGAGAGAAGGCGUGAAGCAGGAAGGCAGUGGGAUUGUGAACAAGGUUGCGGAGGCUGUAGAAAGCGUCACUGUUCACAACGGUUGAGCGACUUAGCUGUUACUACUAAGCAGUAUCAAGC